Messenger RNA from Bursaphelenchus xylophilus (pine wood nematode), 1096 nucleotides. The record is from the annotation of a GenBank genome assembly. NCBI's taxonomy places the organism in Eukaryota, Metazoa, Nematoda, Chromadorea, Rhabditida, Aphelenchoididae.
AUGAGUCUCUUGACAAAUGUUAAACGACGGGUUUCUGGACUUCUGAAAUCAUCCCAAUCGGAAGUUGCGGAACCCAAGAUCUCGCCAGAAGAAAGGCCUGAUGAGCAAAAAUUAGAAGAGGCGAAGGAAGAGAACCCAAAACAGGAAUCUGUAUUCUCGGACGCCGUCUCAGAUUCAAUUGUUCCGGAAGAACCAACUCCAAGUAACCUCCGAGAUGACGUAUACAUCCAGAGUAGACGUAAGUUACUGUAGGUUUGAUUGGAGCUCUAAUUAAAGGGAGUUUUAAAAGAACCACGAAUGAGGCCCUCAGGUUAAGCACAAUAAUUGGAGAGGUUUCCCCGGACAAAGAUAUCCGGUAUUAUUCAUCUGUGUAUACGGCCAUCAAACUGCAAGAUAUCUUUCACAAGAUUGUCGUCCUUCUUCUGGGAUGUCUGGCAGGUGUUACAAUUUAUCAUACGGUGAUUGCCUUCUUCAUAAUUGUUGAUGAGAAGACGGUACUAGCAUAUCAACAAGUUGGGGCGCAUGUCCAGGCUGCAUGUUAUUUUAGUUUCUCUUUGUUUGUCAUCAGAUGUCUCGACAUGUAAGUUUUCACGUUGGAUUUUAAAUAUUAAUAUAUAAUAUGUAUAGCAUAAUUUAUAUUAGAAAAUCUUCAAAUUAAUUUAGGAUAGAAUCAGGAAAUGGAUUUAAAAACACCAUGAAAAAGUUGGUAUCGAUGCAAAAAGACAUCCUGGUUUUUAUCAUUGCCAUGAUUGGCUUUGUGUGCUCUACCUUGAUGACCAGAUACGAAGAAGAAAACAUAUUAAAAGAUAGGCAAUCUUUGAUGACUUGGAGAUGGUUGAGCGCUGGCCGAGCAGUUACAGCUCUGAUUGGAUGGCUAAUGAUCUCCCUUCAACGGGGAUCUGAUUGUACCCAACAACGGCUGAUUGCAAUUACGGUAUGUUUCUGGGACUCGUAUUUAAUUAUCUGCGAAUAGAGAGAAUACCAAGAAAAACAAGAGAAGAUGUUGGAGAGUAGUCAUGAAAGAGCACUAUCAUCACUCACCAACUCCCGCUUCGACCUCUCCCAAGACUUUGACAAUCCAACUCACAACGUUUAA